Molecule: messenger RNA, 3873 nt
Organism: Spodoptera frugiperda (fall armyworm)
Lineage: Eukaryota; Metazoa; Arthropoda; Insecta; Lepidoptera; Noctuidae
Product: hemicentin-1-like
Exons: 21
Coding region: 54-3545 (1163 amino acids)
Biological process (GO): synapse organization; homophilic cell-cell adhesion
Cellular component (GO): plasma membrane; neuronal cell body; axon
Molecular function (GO): axon guidance receptor activity
Source: RefSeq, a predicted model, not a curated record
UCAUCCAUUUAAAGACAUUAUUAAAAUUUAGUUGCAUAUUUAAUUAUUUCAAAAUGUUGGGGCGGAUUUAUCCGCUGGCGGUGUUGUUAGUAUUCGCUGGUGUUCUUACAAAAGCAUCAUGCACGGAGAAAGGGAGUUUGACCUUUGUAAUAGAUGAUACUCUCUCUAUGAAGGAUGACAUAAAUCAAAUCAAAAGCAGUAUAAUCAAGACGCUAAGCGUUUUCAAUGAGACAUCCAGUGUCAGCGAUAUAGUUGUCGUCACUUUCAACAACACAGAUGCACAGUUGGUGGCAAAAAAUAGCGACGAAGUUGACACAGCAUUGAAAGACAUUAAAGCACUCAGUAAAAAUGACCCUCGGAAUCAAGUACUAUCCAUGGAAGGAUUGAUCCUAGCUUUGGAGAACAGUAAUCGAGGCUCCCACAUAUACGUGUUCACCGAUGCUUCAGCCAAAGAUCACCAGAAAGCUCGCAUUGUCAAAGAACUAUGUCAGGAAAAGCAAUCUCAGAUUUAUUUUAUGAUUACUGGAAGUAAUACGAAGCACUAUCAAGAUGGAAGUAUGGCUACGUAUAACGACAUAGCUGAGACGUGUUCAGGCUUGGUGUAUGUAGUAAACAAACUAGAAGCUUCAAAGGUAUUCAGAUUAAUAAGCAAUAUUGUAAUUGGCGAAGAAAUUGUAGUUUAUCAAAAGAAUUUUCCCGUCCUUCUUUCGAAAUAUAAUUAUAUUCAGUUCAAUGUAGACCAAUUAACCAAAGACUUGACCAUCUCCAUGACUGGCAAAAACUUGAAUAGAGUGUUUAACAAAGACCUUGACAAGUCAAGAGACAAUAUUGAGACUGACAAUUUUAAAGUAUACAAUUUGAUGGACGUAAAACCUGGCAAACAUUUUUUUAAAGUGAAAAGUGAAUCAGAGACAUCAGUCGUCAUAACGGGCAGGUCUGAUUUCUUCUUCAAACAUGGUUUCUCGGAGCUGAUGCCCAAGUCACUUAACGACACGUUUCUUCAACCAAUAGCCGAUGCAAAUGUCCACUUGUCCGUAUUAGUUUCCGACGUAGGUAAAUCAGUGGAAAUAAUAAAAGCCCAGAUCUUAGGAAUGCACGGAAAACCGAUCACACCAGAUCUUAAUUUGACAAAUAUUUCUAAAGAUUUUUACGUUACGCCACCCUUUGUUACGCCAAAACAAAGAUUCAGAGUAGUGGUUAAUGGGAGACUGAAAGGAUCAAAGGAUUGUUGUAUGAUGCGUUUCGCCAAGAUUCCUGUUACGCCACUAAACUUACGAGAUAAUCGAGUACUUAAAGUAGUUAUUGCUGAUGGCAAAGAAAUUUCUGUAGAAUACAAUACUUCGUUGAAAUUAACUUGUAAAGUGACCGCAUUUCCUAAGCCUAAAAUAUCUUGGCUUAAUAAACAGGGACAAACAAUCGACUCUAAAAGUUCGAUGGUCAAAUACCCGUAUGACUACAUAAGUUACCUGGAAGUGUCUAUGUUAAAAGAUGAUCAAUACACAUGCUCCGCAACCAAUGACAUCGGACUGAAAAGUACAUCAAUUGCCGUCAAAGUUAAAGAUACUUUUACAGUAGUUAACACACCCUCACGUGCGGAAUUUAAAUACGGAAAGCCAGGUACCCUAAAAUGUGAUAUCAAGUCGAGUCUUCCCAUAAAUAUCCGUUGGUACCAUUUGAAUGAAAUGUCUGGAAUCAAAAAACAAGUACUUGAUUCCAAAGACUACUCAAUAUCUGCGGACAAAACUGAACUGAAAAUAAUCAAAAUGGAUGUGGAUUUGGAUGGAAAGUAUGUCUGCCAAGCUUAUCUGGUAAACGAUAAAAAAACCCAAAUGGAAUUAAGUAAAAUAGUUGAAAUUACUGGUUUAGUUGCUCCAAAAGUUCAAACACAUGCUAACAAAAUAGGGAUCAAAGGUGCACCUGUCGUUUUAGAAUGCAACGUGACUGGUAUACCAAUGCCAACUAUCAAAUGGCAGUUUAGAGGCAAAUCUGGUUCUAAAUUUGAACCGCUAGGUGAGACUGGAAGCGUGCUACGUAUCAGUAAUGUAGAAGCCAAACACGAGGGUCAAUACAAGUGUGUGGCAGAAAACACAAAAGCUAAGAAUGAGAACAUUACAACAUUAUUCAUUCAAGAAAAACCAAAGAUAAAGGGUGUUGGUGCCUUAACAAUUAAACUUGGCUUACCGGUUGAUAUAGUAUGCAGGGUUGUAGAAGGCUUUCCAAAACCAAAUAUAACAUGGUUCGUGAAUAACUCGGGAAAAAAAUUCAAACCAAUCGCCGGAACGCUAGACGUGAUGCAUAUUGCGAAGGCUGAACACAAACACACCGGUCGCUACAAGUGUGUGGCACAGAACGAAGCUGGAAAGGCCGAACACAUCACUAGCCUUACUGUGGAAUUACGACCAGUAAUCGUUACGAAGUCUAAAUCAGUAGAAAUCAUAGAGGGCGAUGCAGCGAUAAAGAUACCUUGCAAAGUUAUAGGGGGUCCACAACCUGCUAUUACAUGGAAAAUAAAUGACACUAUUAUUAAAGCUAACGGAAAAUACUCGUUCAGCGAAGGAUCACUAAUUAUCCAAAAUCCGAAUAAAACAGAAAUUGGUAACUACACCUGUGAAGCCAAAAACAAGCUUGGAUCAACCAAUGCCGUAAUUGAAGUUACAUUUGAAAAAAGACCCAGCACAUUCGGAACAAAACAUUUCGUGUACCUAUUAUAUGGUGAAAAUAAGAAUAUCGAAUGUAAAGCGUAUCGAUCUAAAUCUCAAACGCUUAAAUGGUUCGAUAAUGAAGGAGAGUUGAAUAAAAAAUCCAUUCAAAUAACUAAAGCAUCAGUUUCAAAUGACGGCAACUACACAUGCCACGUGAGUGACAAGCAGGGACACACAGAAACACACACAUACAUCGUAAAUGUGGGCGGUCCACCCAAACUAUUGGCAGAUAAUCCUCUCAAUGAUUGGCGCGGUGAAAUACAAGAAAUCCAAUCUAACUGCGAUAGUGACGCAAAACCACAAGCUACAGUUCAAUGGAAAUACAAUGGUAAAGUGAUACCCGAUAGCGAUGUGCAAGAUCUAGGAGUUAUCUACAAAUGGGGUCAUUAUACUUGCAACGUCUCUAAUCCACACGGCUUUGUAUUGAAAGAGUUUGACGUAAAUUCUUCUGUGUGUUUGAUACCCAAAAACUUAAAAGACGCCGGGUAUAUGCCACUGCCACUCAACGAAGACGGAACUUGGGCGAAUUGGAAGACCUCAAAAUAUUUCUUUGUAGUAGAUGCAGGAGAAAUAAUAACCCUAUCAUGUCCGAACAGCACAGAUGCUCCCAAUUCUUUCAAAAUAUUCCCAACGAAGACUGAAAUAAAAGCAAAUUGUUCUAAGGAAGACAAAUUUGUGGUGGACGCGGGAAUGUAUAAAGUUUCGGAGCUGCAAUGCAAUAAUAAGUAUUAUUUCACAAACAAUGCUGAACGAAUAAGAUUUUGGUUUGCCUCUGGUAGUUUCUCGUCUUAUGGUCUAGUCUGUUUUUACUUCUUUUUAUUUAUUUUUUACUACUACUUGUAGAAAUUAAGCUGAUACCAGAAAUGUAGGAAACUGAUGAAUUGUAUCACCAUUUUCGCUGUAGAUACACAUUUCCCAAAUUGGUGCAAUCAUUAUGUGUGUUGAAACAUCUGAGGCAUCCAAAACUAAAGGAUUUUUCACCUCUUACAAUUUCACUCUUAGAUUUGUAUAUUUUAAGUACCAUAAUCAAACUAACUUUUGAAUUAUUAGCCGACUUGUGUAAUGUGUUGUAAUCUUUCCAAAAAAUAUUGUUAUUACAUAAUAGGAUAUUAUAUUAUAAGAUAUCUGUAAUGAUUGAUGUAGUAUGAAAAUAAAUAGAUAACUAAAUUAA